CCACGUGUUACUCUCCUCUCUCUCUCCGCAACAUGCCCCGCGAUCCUUUAAUUGGUCUCGUGGGCAAGCCUUCAUCGGGGAAGUCGACGACGCUGAAUAGCUUAACAGAUGCCACGUCCAAAGUUGGAAACUUUCCCUUCACAACAAUCGACCCCCAGCGCGCGGUCGGUUACUUGCAAAUCGAAUGCGCGUGUAAACGUGUCGGGCUGACUGACCGCUGUAAACCGAACUACGGGUCCUGCGUCGAUGGACGGAGAAGCGUGCCGAUUGAGCUGUUGGAUGUGGCGGGGCUUGUGCCGGGGGCGCAUAUGGGGAAGGGGCUGGGGAAUAGGUUUUUGGAUGAUUUGAGGCAGGCGGAUGCGCUAGUGCAUGUAGUGGAUGUUAGUGGGACGACGGAUGCGGAAGGCAAGGCGACGAGAGGAUACGACCCGAGUCAGGACAUUGUAUGGCUACGGUCAGAAAUCGUGCGGUGGAUACAAGGGAACUUGAUGGAGAAAUGGGGCUCCAUAAAACGCCGCCACGUCGCCGUAAAAGCCACCGCCGUCGAAACCCUCCAAAACCAAUUCUCGGGCUACGGUUCCACUGCCGCCGUCGUCGCGCGCGUGCUCGACCGUCUCGGCCUCAAACAACCGUUGCAAGACUGGUCCGAUGAGACCAUCGAGCGCGUCGUAAACGCCUUCACAGACGAGAAAUUCCCGACCGUCAUCGCGCUGAAUAAAAUCGAUCAUCCAGACGCGGAUAAGAAUAUUGCGAAGAUCGCAAAGAUGCAGAAUCCGAAGAGCAUCGUGCUGACGAGCGCCAUCAGUGAGGUGUUCUUGCGGAAAUUGGCGAAGCAGGGCUUCAUUAGGUAUACCGAGGGAAGCGAUUAUCUCGACACGCGGGAGGAUCUGAUUGAGGCCGGGGACCCAGAUGGUGGAGGAUUGAAGGAGAUGGACGAGAAGCUUAGGAACCGCAUCGAGAACCUGAAGGACAUGGUUCUUUACCGGUUCGGCUCGACGGGCGUCGUGCAGGUCCUUUCAAGGGCGGCGGAACUGCUGGGGCUGGUGCCGGUAUUCCCUGUGCGCAAUAUACACAACUACACAAGCGGCAGCGCGAGUUCGACGGCUGUUUUCCGGGACUGUGUAUUAGUCAAGAAGGGAAGCACAGUUGGGGACGUGUACAGAAAAGUCAUGGGAGAUGCGCCGUUGGCGUAUGUAGAGACGAAGGGGGGUGUGAGGGUUAGCGAGGAUGAUGUGGUGCAGGUGGGAAAGAAUGAUAUAUUGUCGUUUAAGGUUGGCAGGGCAUGAGCGCGACGGAUUGCAAGCACCGGUGAUUAGACUGAGCCGAUGAUAUAGAGGGAAAGAUAUUGUCGUUUAAGGUUGGCAGGGCAUGAGCGCGACGGACUGCAAGCACCGGUGAUUAGACUGAGCCGAUGAUAUAGAGGGAAAGGUAUACCCAGUAUAGGCCAUUAAUGAAGAACCUCUCUUUUGGUCAUCGGAACAAUGC
Trematosphaeria pertusa is the source of this 1485-nucleotide messenger RNA. RefSeq names its product P-loop containing nucleoside triphosphate hydrolase protein. The transcript is spliced from 7 exons. Gene Ontology annotation, molecular function: GTP binding; ATP hydrolysis activity. The record is from RefSeq and is a predicted model, not a curated record. Gene Ontology annotation, cellular component: cytoplasm. Bases 33 to 1286 code for a protein of 417 amino acids. Lineage: Eukaryota; Fungi; Ascomycota; Dothideomycetes; Pleosporales; Trematosphaeriaceae.